GCUGGGACAGGGGAGGUGGUGAGGACAAGAGAGAGAGUAAACACACACAUACAGAGCAUAAAGAAGAAGAGAGGGAACAGAAAAAGAGUGAAAGAGAGAUACCCAAGUGGAGUGGUGCGGCUGAGUGGAGAGGGGAAAAAAAGAAGGGUGAAAGAGCAAGUGGAAGAAUAGAUCUGCCAGCCAGCUACGCUGUUUGAAGAACAUAAGCAAGCUGAAACCACUUAAAUACGGCUUUAAAUAUUGGAUGGAUAUAAUAGAUGAGGCACCAGCAUGUCUAAUGGCAUUCUCAGAGUGGUUAUGAUGAUGAAGUUUUCCAUCUAGGUGGAGGUCGGCCUGCGGUAAUGAUGAUGAUGAGCUCCCACUUUCACUGGCUGCUGGUGAUCCUGCUGCUGACUGAUUCCACCGUGGGCCACACCCUCUCUGGCCCUCACCCUCCCAGCCUGAGGCUCGCAGCGGCCCCGGCUCCAGGCCACUCGUCUCAGGAUGCACGAUCAGUCCUGUCCGCCCUCGCCAUCUCAGUGGAUGGCCACGUGCGUCUGCGUGGCAAUGUAAGCUGCUCGUCUCUGCGGCGUUUGCCACGUGGGGACAGUCCACUCACACAGGAGCUGCUAGGCCUGGCUGAGCUGCCACUGCUGCUGUCUGCAGGCUGCCAGGAGGAGGCGCUAGCGCUAACACACGGCCUCUACAGAGUGCUGGGCCGCAAGGACACACACGCCCUCAUCAGACAACUCACGCAGCUGCUGAAGAACAGCCCAGCUCUGCCCACAGUCAAUAACUUUAACGCUCCACUCAACGACUCAGUUUCCCCCGACAACAAUUCAGCAUCUCCACGUGACAACUCUGAGCCAUCACUAGAUACUUACUCAUUUAAUCAAAAUGGCUCCAGUGCAGCGCAUGAAAACACUGAUCUCCACGACAACACUGAUGCCCAGCAUCUUGGCUCAAAUUCCCAGUCAAACACAGGCGACGACAGGGUUCAGGCAGAGUGCCAUCUGAAUGCCCUGGUGUUUAAUAUACAGCAGCUGGCCAAGGUGGGCACUGCAGAGGGGUUCUCCGCUGCGGCAGACGGAGAUUUGGAUAGCUGUGCUGGGUGGUUACGCAUGCAAGGCGCUCAACUAGUGGGCCAGAAAGUGGGAAAAAGGGGGCCUCUGCACAAGGCUCAGCACCUAUGCCAGCGCCUGGGGCCCAAGUGCAUUGGUGUGGCCCAGUCUGGAGACCCUGCAGAUGGGCAGUACCAGGCUUUGCUUAGGGCAGGCAGCCGGGUCCUCCCGGCUCAUGCAGACCCUGGGGCGGAGUGCUGGCUCAGGCAGUGUGUGCCAGGGGUUGGGCUCGGACUGGCGCGCGUGCGUCGGAGUGCCAUGGUGGCACAGCAGCGGUGUGUGAGUCAGCAGGAGCAGCAGGUGUAUGCGGUGGUGGAGUGGGUGCCAGCCGUCUCCACCCUCUACAACCUGGGCACUGCCGUCUACUAUGCAGCACGCAACUGCACAGACACCGCCCGCGAGAGGGCCAUCCUGAGUGCCGUGGACCUGGGCACUGAUGCCCUGAUGGCCAUCACCGGAGGGACAGUGGGAGUGGCCGGGUAUGCCCUGGGUGCAGGCGUGAAGACUGGGGUCAAGGCCAGUGUGAAGUAUUUGAUGAACAAGAUGGGUCAAGGUCAAGGUCAAGUUCAAGGUCAAGAUGUGCUGGUCAAUCAGGAGAGCUGGGAGGAUGGAACCUUCACUAUCCAGUAAAACAUAUUGUAUACAUAUGUUGUGUGUAUGUAAUGUACGAUAUGUGUGCAAUAUUAACAUGAAAAAAAUUUCAAACAUAUUGCACAUACAUUUGAAAAUAUGACAUGACAAAUAUUACAAAUAAACUGCUUUUUGAUCAUGUUUAAAUAUAUUAUUUACAGACAAAGAAUACUAUUACCCUUUUGCCUAUAGGUUGGCAAUAUAUGAAUCUUAAUGUUUGUUUUUUUAAGGAUGUGUUUUGUUUCUUUUGUCCCCUGUUUUAUAUCAAGUGAGUGAGCAGCAGAAAUAGGGACUGAACGGUCCCUGAUUAUUGCAACUGGGAACCUGUGCUUCCCUGCAUGUUCUCUGCAUGUUUAUCUGUCUGCUGACAUACAAAAUGUUAUUUUGCUUGUGGGUUGCAUUCUUUUUUUCUUUGCCUGUUACAUUCAUAAAAGAGUAUAAUGAUCGUUUAUUAGCACUGAGAUAUAGUCAUACAUUAUAGGAAGAACAACUUUAUGUACAUGCAUUUGCAGUUUAUGUGCAUGGCAGUGACUGUCCUGUAUGAAGUUCUUCACCAAAGGGUCUGGCGUGCAGAGGUCUUGUCAUGAACUGAGUUUUGUAUGUCUAAUUCAUGUGAUUGUGAAUCUUAAUAAAACGAAAGCUUUCUAGUCA
This is a messenger RNA of Alosa sapidissima (American shad), 2381 nucleotides long. It is a transcript of the gene apof, whose product is annotated as apolipoprotein F. The record is from RefSeq and is a predicted model, not a curated record. NCBI's taxonomy places the organism in Eukaryota, Metazoa, Chordata, Actinopteri, Clupeiformes, Clupeidae. Gene Ontology annotation, biological process: cholesterol metabolic process. The transcript has 4 exons. Bases 342 to 1730 code for a protein of 462 amino acids.